Molecule: messenger RNA, 1978 nt
Organism: Phyllopteryx taeniolatus (common seadragon)
Lineage: Eukaryota; Metazoa; Chordata; Actinopteri; Syngnathiformes; Syngnathidae
Gene: nfkbiab
Product: nuclear factor of kappa light polypeptide gene enhancer in B-cells inhibitor, alpha b
Exons: 6
Coding region: 106-1059 (317 amino acids)
Molecular function (GO): protein binding
Source: RefSeq, a predicted model, not a curated record
GUGCAGCCACACGCGCGCACACGGGGCAUUAACACAGUCCAUCGACGCGUGCAAAAAAAAAAAAAAAAACAACAACAACAACCCAGCGCACAAUCCUCGCUAACCAUGGCCCUCCGUAGGACCACUGUAACAAACCAAAUGGAUUACAGCCGGGAGCCCAAAGAAGGGAAGCCGUCGACGGACGAGCGCCUCGACAGCGGUGUGGACUCCCUGAAAGAGGAGGACUACCAGGCUGUGGCGGAGGACAUCUUUCAUCUGCAGCUCGACUGCGGGCUGGCGUCGCAGCGCAAACAACUCGCAGCUUCAGCUUGCGAGGUGCCGCCAUGGAACACGCAAGUCACCGAGGACGGAGACACGCUGCUCCACCUGGCUAUUAUCCACGAAGCGAAGGACUACAUCAGAAAAAUGAUCGAGCUAUCCAAGAACACAGACUUCCUCGAUGUCCAAAAUGACCAGCGACAGACUCCUCUCCAUUUAGCAGUCAUAACAAACCAGUCAGACGUGUGCCAGCGACUCCUGGCCGAUGGCUGCGAUCCCACAUUGGUGGAUGACAGCGGGGACAUGCCCAUCCAUAUCGUCUGUCGCCACGGCAACCUGCUGUGCUUCAGCGUCCUCACCCAGUUUUGUCGUCCUGAGCAUCUGCAAACAAUGAUGGCGGCGUGCAACUACCAAGGUCAGAACUGCCUCCACUUGGCCUCAGUUCACGGUUUCCUCUCGCUGGUGGAGAAUCUUGUGGAUCUGGGAGCUGAUGUUAACUCAAAGGAGCAGCGCAAUGGCCGCAGCGGGCUACACCUGGCCGUUGACCAGCAGAACCUGUCAUUGGUCAGAUUGUUGCUGAAAAAAGGAGCGGACCCCAAUCUCCUGACAUUUGGAGGCCACACCCCCUUCCACCUCACCUAUGGUCGCGGCAACGACGACAUAAAAAAGGAACUGUAUUCAUUGACCCAUCCCGACUUGAGGGAGCUCCCCGACAGCGAAUCGGACGACAGCGAGGACGAGGAGGACGGAGAGUCAGACGAGGAGGUGGGUUAUGAUGACAUCCAGUGGAACGGCCACUAGCGGCAAGAGAUGAAAUGUGACCCAGAGGAUGAAGUUAUGAGAAAAGGCCUCGGCGUGUUCGCCACUAGCCUCAUAGUGCGGCUGAAGCCGUACAGACAUGGUGGUGGUCUUGUGACACAAACCGAGACGCUAACAGGCAGCUGUAGGAGCUUAUCACACGGACUGGCAGCCGAUUGAAUCAGCAGCGCUGCAGGAGCGAACGGGAACGCACCUUGUGAGCAUGCGGCUUGCUUCUUAUUGCUGCCAAUCAUUCACAAAUUCAUCCAUCCACACAAGCGGCUCUCUUGUAUGAUAUUGUAAAUGCUGUGUAUACAAAGAUGUAUUUUCUAUGGAAGCUGUGACUCUGUACAGUAGAACAGGUUGUAAAUGUUUGACAGCGACACUCCAUUUAAAUUAAACACCCAUAUUUAACAAUGAAAACUUUGUUUGUUCGACAUCACAAUAGAACCCAAUCAAUGCGGUAAUAAUAGUGGAAAUGACAUUCCGUCAGUGGUUUUGUUGCUCUGAAUAACGACAGGUAAGUUUCGAUGCUUCAUUAUUACAUAAGAUAUUGUCUGGAAGGCUGACUGGGAAUGAGGAACUUGCCACACAUCGACAAGCAGCAUGGGGGAAUUUUGUGUGCAGAAUGAGGCUGCGUCAACCAGGAAGCUUUGGGGUGUGUGGGCCAACAGGAAAUUCCCAAGAACACUCAGCUGUUCAUCACAUUCUGUCCUCUCGUGUUCCAAAGAAGGGAAUCGCUGCCUAACAGGAUGUUUCAGUCAAGAUAAGGGAGGGGAGUUUCAGAGUUUCAAUUUAACAAAGUGUUGUACAGUACUUUCAAAUGGAGAUUUCACACUUCGUAGCAAUACAGUGUAUCUGCAUACUGUUCUGUAUAAUUAAAGGACCUCUGGGGUCUAAAUGGUCCACAUUUCACCAACAA